Dentiscutata erythropus is the source of this 138-nucleotide messenger RNA. Lineage: Eukaryota; Fungi; Glomeromycota; Glomeromycetes; Diversisporales; Gigasporaceae. The record is from the annotation of a GenBank genome assembly.
AUGGAUCCAAGCUGUGAAAUUCAAGAUGGAAAUCGAAGACUUAGUGAAAGUGUCAAGGUGAAUGAACCAGGAACAAAGGGGAAAAUAAAACGCAAUGGUGAUGAAAUAGAAGUAUUCGAAUGUCAUCAAGGUGAAUGA